Molecule: messenger RNA, 1411 nt
Organism: Spirodela intermedia
Lineage: Eukaryota; Viridiplantae; Streptophyta; Magnoliopsida; Alismatales; Araceae
Source: the annotation of a GenBank genome assembly
AUGGACAAGAGUAUGCUGGGAGAUCUGGAUAGUCUUCCUGAGGAAGACAAGAUCAAGAUGGCGCGAAUGAUCGACCAGCUCCAGGUCAGCGACAGGUUGGUUUCCUUCCUCCCAUGCCGUCUCCUUUUUUUUCUCUGAUUUUUUCCUAUUUUUUUGUACUAGUUGGCAUCUGUUCAUUAUUUCUUAAUCUCAUUCAGUAAUCUCUGUUGGUGUUGCUUCUGUUUUUUCCUUUCGGGGACUCUCGGUGCUCAACAUUCAUCUUCACUUUAGUUGGAUUUGGUUUUUCUGGUGCACUUCUUCGCAUGGUGUAUGUUUUUUUUUUGGUAGAAGCCGUGUGGAAUGGAGUGGAAAUUUCUGAAUCAGUCGGCUGUUUAGGAGUUUUGAGUGUCAGUGCUGGGAACUACUGCUGAAGCGUAGAUCGGUGUUUCUAGUGCUUUCGGGCUGUCGUCUCUUCCGUAUCCGUCUCACUUGCUUGUUAUUUUUUAGGCCCUUCGCAUUGUGUUCGUCGUUGAUGCGACUCUUAGCUAUAGGUUCAAGAAUGUGUACAAUCGUUUUUAAUCGCUUCAUAGUUUCUCCACCUCCAGGUGGGCGAGAAUUAAAAUGCUUAACAAGAAUCUUUGAUAUUUCCAUCUCAGAGCCAGGUCGAAUCAGUUUUAAUUACAUUUUAUUUAACAAGGAUCCUGCUCUCACAACUUUUUUGUGAAAUAUUAAGAGAUUUUUUGUCUCCUGUGUCUUAAAUUGUCUUGACAAAUUCCAUUAGCCUCUGAACCUUACACAUCUGCGAGAGCAAGGCAUCAUUCUUUGGAUUAAGCUGAAUUCCUUUUUAUGUGCUGUGGACAAUUGCGAAGGAGCAUUAUGAACACAAAAUGCGUAGAACUGUGCUCAAGAGGUCUCCAACCAGUAGAAGUUUGAAAAAUCUGCAGUUUUGUCACUGCGGAAAUUCUUAACGAUAAGGCUACCGAAGUUCCAUCUUUCUCUCUGCUUCUUUUUUUUUUUUUUUUUUCCUUUUUAGAUUUCAACACGACCAUCGACCUUCUGUCCUCAGUAUAUUUCCCACUCCUACUUAGGACAUAUGAGUGUCAUUGAUCCCUUGUUUUCAAUGUCCAAGGAUUGACAACCAAGAAUUUUGGAAAGCAAUUCCCUUGGAAAUUCAAGAGUUUCUUGAGCUGGAAUAUCAAUAUUUAUUCGAAUAUUGAGGUUUAUAUGUGGACAAUUAUCUCGCAGCUUGAGGAUGUACAAUUCCCUUGUGGAGAUCUGCUUCUCCGACUGCGUGGACACCUUCAGACGUAAAACUCUUGACAAACAGGAGGAAACCUGUGUCCGCCGCUGCGCCGAGAAGUUCUUGAAGCACUCCAUGAGAGUCGGUAUGAGAUUUGCAGAGCUCAACCAAGGUGCGGCCACUCCUGAUUAA